AUGCUAAGGCAAGUCGCCGUGUUGAAGUUCGAGCUGGGCAGUAAGAAUGAUAAUGUGGUGAUUCGUGACGUUCAGUUGUGGAAAGACGUCGAGAGCCAUGAGCAGACGAUUCGAUCCUUGAAAGGAUGCUUCUUGCAGUAUGUGGAUUAUUACAAAUUACCCCUGUGGAUUACUGGAAUUGGCACAGUGACGACGUGUUUGACCGGCAGUUCAACGACACUGGCUUAUUUUACUAGUAAGUUAAGACGCGAAAGGCGUGGAAUAGUCAUUGAGACAACUGGCGGAUACGCUGUGCUAUACAAAAGCGAAAACACAGUCCAAUGCCUUGAAAUCGACCUGUCAGUAAAGACUUUGUUGGAUUCGCAGAUUAAUGGGCUCGAGAAUACACUCGUCUCUGCAUCGGCAAAGGACAAUAAUAUCGAUGUGAUCUUACGUCAAUCUCAUCAAAGACAAACUCAUAAUAACAACAAAGUAAUGAAAAACUUGCAAAUAAGCGAGAAGAAAUUGCAGUUCAACGAUACAUUGUCUCGGUUGAUCCUAGGUGGGCUACGUCUACGAGGUAUACCAAAUUCACAAUUCGGGUUUCAAAAACUCUACAGAAUGACUUUUAACGCAGCAGAAUUCGCACACAGAGCUCAAUUGCAGCAGCAGGCUACAUCGAACGAACCACAAGUACCAUUCGAAGAGCUUCAGGCUACCGUUGAGACCUUACUUCAGCUGUUCACCAGGUCUUAG
This is a messenger RNA of Torulaspora delbrueckii, 735 nucleotides long. It is a transcript of the gene SLD7, whose product is annotated as Sld7p. NCBI's taxonomy places the organism in Eukaryota, Fungi, Ascomycota, Saccharomycetes, Saccharomycetales, Saccharomycetaceae. The transcript has a single exon. The record is from RefSeq and is a predicted model, not a curated record. The coding region runs from base 1 to 735 and encodes 244 amino acids.